Candidozyma pseudohaemuli is the source of this 4233-nucleotide messenger RNA. RefSeq names its product serine/threonine protein kinase (gene CDC15). Lineage: Eukaryota; Fungi; Ascomycota; Pichiomycetes; Serinales; Metschnikowiaceae. The transcript is spliced from 2 exons. Gene Ontology annotation, molecular function: metal ion binding; ATP binding; protein kinase activity. The record is from RefSeq and is a predicted model, not a curated record. The coding region runs from base 1 to 4233 and encodes 1410 amino acids. Gene Ontology annotation, biological process: protein phosphorylation.
AUGGCGUCCAAAGCCUCGCUUCUCCGACGCUUCCGUGAGUCCGAGAAUGAGGCCGCCGACGAGUUUGCCCUGGAUUUCGGCGAGUUGGCCCACAUCAAUCUCCAUCCCAAAUCCAGUCUGUCGGAACGGACUUCUGAAAACGACAUAUCCUCGGGAUUUGAGAAGCUGCCAGUGAAGGGAAGGAAACCGCUUUUUCUACACAACUUGCCUGUCGAGUUUGGGCCGUUCGAGAGAACUUCUCCUACAAAAGGCAUGGAGCUGAUUCCAGAGACUCCAGGUGAAACACAGUUUGAUUUCAGCAAACAGCUCAGGCCAAGCGGGCCAAUGACGCCGAUGGAACAGCAGGAUGCUCCCCGAAACCACCACAGAAAAACAUCCGUCAAACUAUCGCUAACUCCAGCACAACGAAUGGGAAAGACCCCAGGCCUACGAACAAGCAACGCGUUGGACAACUUUAAGUUUUACGAGAAGGUAGGCAGAGGAGCCCAUGCUGACGUCUACAGAGGACGGAACUUGCGGACCAACCAGGUCGUGGCCAUCAAGCAGAUUCCGUUGGAGAAGGACCACGACUUGCGUGCGUUGAUGGGAGAAAUCGACCUUCUCAAGAUCUUGAAGCACGAGAACAUCGUCAAGUACCAUGGAUUCGUGAAAACGCUGAACUCCUUGAACGUGUUUUUGGAGUACUGCGCUGGCGGGUCCUUGAGGCAGUUGUACAAGAAACAGGGCCACGGCUUUCUGGAUUCCCAGAUCGUGCUGUACGUGAGACCCAUUCUUCACGGUCUAGGCUACCUCCAUGCCCAGGGUGUGGUGCAUCGUGACGUGAAGGCUGCCAAUGUGCUUUUGACCGAAUCUGGCGAGGUGAAGCUCGCCGAUUUUGGUGUUGCAACCAAGGUCGCUACGCUGCACAAUACGGUCGUGGGAACUCCCAACUGGAUGGCUCCAGAAACGGUUCUUGGAGGCGAGGGUAUCUGUACGGCGUCGGACGUGUGGUCCUUGGGUGCUACCAUUAUAGAGCUCUUCACCACUAAUCCCCCCUACCACGAGCUCAACCCCAUGGCCACAUUACAUGCCAUAGGUACAGACGACCAUCCGCCUCUUCCGCCGGGUCUCACACCACUUGCAAAGGAUUUUCUACUAGAAUGCUUCCAGAAACAGCCAACGCUUCGAAUCUCGUCCAAAUUGCUCUUGAAGCACCGCUGGAUGGAGGAUGGCGAUACUCAAGGAAGCAAACACGAGGUUUCUGCUCGUCCUUCCCGUGAGACCUUCCAUCUGGAGGAAAGUCCCACCCCUUCAAAGGUCAAUAGUACUGCUGGCAGUCCGUCCCGGGAAAGGUACACAAGAAAUGAGUUACUCAGCAAGUUUACAGAAAACGAGGAUGACAUGGACUUUUUGAAGGUCGGAAACGCAUCUUUAAGCUUGAAGGUCCAGGAGAAGCUACAGGAGGAGUCUUCGAAGGAUCCGUCGGAAGAGAAUGAUCCCUUCUUAGAGUUACUCGUUGAGAAUUUCGACACCGACGAGCUUGAAGUCCAGAGUAAAAUGGAGCUUCUUUGCCAUAAACUCAUAUCACGAGUGGACAACUGCCAUUAUGGGCAUGAGGAUACGGCAAAAUCUCUCCUCAAAAUCACUGGACGCAUGCUUCAGCUUGUCAAGAAAUACAGCAUUCUGCACGAAACACUCAUCAAAAACCAUGGUGUCUUGACUCUCCUUGAGCUUCUUGAAAAUGCCCCAGAAAUGCCCGAUCUGAGUCGCCUCUGGUUUCAUGUUCUUGCAACUCUCAAUCAUAUUUUCGAUGGCAAUCUGGCGCAGUUGGAGAAUUUCGCUCUUCUAGGCGGUAUUCCAAUGAUGACGCAAUUCACAAAGCUUUCAUAUGGUCUCCAGCCUAGGCUACAAGUUGUCAGAUUUAUCAAAAUCAUUCGCAAGUCAGACAAGGCAUUGACCAUGUUUGUCUCGUCGGGCGGUCUCAGAAUAUUGUCCCGAUUCUUAGAGGAAGAUUUUGAUCAGACCCCCGACUUUCCACUCGUUUCCAUCCAUUGCAUACACGAGAUCCUUUCCAAAGGUAUAACUCGUUUCAAAUCAGACAUGUGCCGUAUAUUGUCGAAGUACGGGGUUGUGUUCUGGUUCGUGGUUCUUCUCAACAGGCUCACGAAGUACAAGAAGAUGCCAGAAAACUUAGUGCCUCAAGAGUACGUUGAGGUGACGAUUGACAAAAUUCUUGACGUUCUCAAAUACUUCGGCCAAGCAGAACCAAGAGUGAGAAUUAACAUUGUCAGCUCGGAUUUGGUGAAGCUCCUCAUCAAGGUGUAUCCGUCAGUUCAUCUCCAGCGCCAGAUGGUCAUUCUCAAAUUCUUUCGGUCAAUCAGUUGCAUUUCAGAGCUUCUUCGUCUGUUGCAUACAGCCGACAUUUUGGAGUUCUACGUUUCCGUCUUGAAUGACCAUCCAGCUUACAGUGCUCACUACAAAGAAGUGCUCAACAUUGUAUGUCCCUCGCUCUACAAUUGUUGCUAUUUGAACCAUGGCAAAGAGCUCGAGUUGGUGAAGCUCGGUGCAGUUCCCAUCUACAAAGAGCUCUCCAAGAUCAAUCUUCCUUUCCGGCAAUUCGUGUUACCCAUCUUGUGUGAGUUUGUCUACUGCGACAACUACGUACGCCAGAUGCUUUACAAGCAUAACAUUCUCAACGUCUACCUCAAUCUUCUCGUUGAUCCAUACUGGCAUUCGAAUGCGAUGGACUCCAUCCUUCACUGGUCAUUGCAGGAUACUUCACUCCGUUGGCUAGAGGAACCUCAUGCUCGCGAAUGUCUCUUGAACGGCUUUAUGCUCUCAAAGGUUUCGAACCUCGAGGCUGCGCUUAACAACUACCUCCAUCUUGUGGCAUCAAGCACUGUGGUGCUCAGAUUGAUGACUCGUGAUUUAAUUGUUUCCCAGAUCCUUACCAAACUUACAGUCUACAACAGGAACGCAGUCGUCAAAUUAUCGCUCCUCAGAAUCCUUCAUUACAUCAUGUCUAAUGCCACCAGGUACGGAGGAAUCACCAUAACGGCUUCCAUACAACCAACUCUCGAUGCUGUUACUGCUAAGGAAACUUCUGUGUUGAUUCAAGAAUUGGUUGCAAAAAUCACGGCCCUACUAGAGCAGCUGAACCCAGAGAUCUGGUCUCUAGGCUUGAACUUGCUAAUCUUCCGUCUCACGACUUUGAAGUCAGGCUCAUCGUAUGGUCUCAAAUUGCAAAAUUUGAAACUCACGAAUUCGAGAACAGGCAAGAUAAUUGGAAGUCAAGCUCGUUAUCUCCUCCUAGCAGUCAUUAUCGGCGACUUCCUCUACAAAAAAGCCGAGUCAUACUUGUAUUCCGUCGACGAGAAUAUAAGGCAGUCCAGGGAGACUUUGAUUGAAAAAGCAAAGACCUUCUUGAUUAAGAACAAAUCUCGCAUCCUUGGGCGUAUCGAUGACGGUGUGAAGAUUCUCAACUUGAUAAACUUCAUCUUGUUUCUCGUGCAAGGUAGAUUCCCAACCUUGAUGCAUAGAAUCUUGGGCAUUUCGCUCACACCAGUUGUUGCUGACUUGUUGAAGUUCAAUGGUGACAAUGUGAACUUCGAAUUCCAGAACCGUCAAUUAGUCUGGAAUGUUAUGACGGAGUUCUUGGUCUUCACCCUCCCAUUACUCCAACUCAGAAAAUGGCGCAGAAUACUUUCAAAGCUUCUUCCAUUCAAUAAGAACAAGAGCUCAACGCCCCUUGUAACUGCCUCCCCAGUUCAGACAAAAUACACCAACCUCCCAAGGUCACAGUGUGCUAUUUGCAUGGAAUUUGCCCAAGCUAGUGGCAUCAAAGCAGCAUCUACGUACGUGACAAACGCUUGCAUUACUAACUGCGGGCAUAUAUUUUGCUAUGUGUGUUUGGCAGUUCGUUUCAAUGCUAUAGAAAAUGGCAGCGAGGAGGCUGAAGGUUGUCCAAGGUGUAGAAUGAAGCUCACCUCGUUCAGACUUUACGGAUCCGAAAGCGCUGAUGUUGAUGAAGAUGCAAUUGUUGUUCCCUAUGAGGAGAACGAGGAGGAUGAACUGGACGACGAGGUUGUCGAGGAGGAGAAGACCGAAAACCAGCGGAAUGAAGAUAACGAGGAUGACAUCGGAUCUAGCCUGGAUGAAGAGUCCAGUGAGGAGGAUUUCAGCGAUAAUGAGGAUCUUGCAGAGGAAGUCGACGAUUUCGAGGAAGAUGACUUCGAUGAGGCCAUGGAUUUUUAA